Messenger RNA from Olea europaea var. sylvestris, 426 nucleotides. Its product is annotated as MDIS1-interacting receptor like kinase 2-like. The coding region runs from base 1 to 426 and encodes 141 amino acids. Gene Ontology annotation, biological process: protein phosphorylation. Gene Ontology annotation, molecular function: ATP binding; protein tyrosine kinase activity. The transcript has a single exon. The record is from RefSeq and is a predicted model, not a curated record. NCBI's taxonomy places the organism in Eukaryota, Viridiplantae, Streptophyta, Magnoliopsida, Lamiales, Oleaceae.
AUGGCGAAUUUUGAAGCUUUCCUAAAUGAAAUAAAAGCAUUGACGGAAAUUAGGCACUGGGACAUUGUGAAACUUUACGAUUUUUGCUCCAAUGGUCAAAACUCACUUUUGGUUUAUGAAUACCUUGACAAAGGUAGUUUGGCCAAAACUUUAAGCACAAAUGAAGAAACUAAGAAAUUGGAUUGGCCUAAAAGGAUUAAUAUCGUGAAUGGCAUGUCUCAUGCUUUGUCUUACAUGCAUCCUAAUUGUUCACCUCCAAUUGUUCAUCGAGAUAUAUCCAGCAAAAACAUUUUGCUUGAUUCAAAAUGUGAGGCUCAUGUUUCAAAUUUUGGCACUGCUAAGUUUCUGAAAUGCUAUUCAUCGAAUUUCAGCUCUCUUACUGGCACAUAUGGUUAUAUUGCUCCAGGUAAUAUUUCUUUUAUUUAA